This is a messenger RNA of Meloidogyne enterolobii, 1368 nucleotides long. The record is from the annotation of a GenBank genome assembly. NCBI's taxonomy places the organism in Eukaryota, Metazoa, Nematoda, Chromadorea, Rhabditida, Meloidogynidae.
AUGCCAAAUCCAACAGUAAAAAUAGAAAAAAUGGAAGUUGAAGAACCAGAAAUUUCAGCAACAACUGAAAAUACAAUGUCUUUGGGUAUUGAAGUUGAGAAGAAAGAAAGUGAAGUUAAUUCUGAAAUUGGUGAUAUUUCAGGCGAAUUGUCUAGUCCAUUCGAUGAUCCAGUCAGUCGAACUCGUUGUCUAAUUCAAUUUAUUCGACUACGUAAUCAACGUGCUGAAGCCGAGCUAGCUCAACAAAACGCAUUGAAAAAGCAGAAAAUGGACGCACAAGCGACGCUUCAAAAUGCACGAAAUGAAUUGGCACAAGCAAAAAGUGAACAACUUCAUUGGGAGCGUAAAUUUAACAAUUUAAAUCAUGAGCGACACGACGUACUAAAUAAAUUAAAAGCACUCCAUCAAAAAGAGAUUGAACGUAAAAGGCAUAAAGAGGAGGCAGAACGUCAACGUCAAAUUUUGGCGGCAGCUGCUGAAGAACAACAAAGAUUGGCAGCCGCCGCGGCAGCAGCAGCUGCGGCUCAACAACAGCAACAACAAACUGAUGCUUAUUUCCAACUUAAACAACUUCAACAAUAUUUAAAUUCAUUGAUUGCUUCUGCUGGUCCUACAGGAACUCCGCAUGGUCAAACUUCGAGUUCGCCCUCGACUUCUUUAUCUGGUCCUCAACAACAGCGCCAACCUUCAUUAGAACAACUUCUCCUAUCAGCUGUUUCGACUUCAACAGCAUCGGGUGGAGUUGGUAUUGCUGAAGAACAACAAAGAUUGGCAACUUCUUUAUUGGCGUCAGCAGUUCAGCAACAACAACAACAACUAUCUCGUGUUACUCAGCAACAACAGCAAUUUACUCCUUCUAUUCCUUAUGGUCAAUCUACACAACAACAACAACAACAAACUAUUGCUAUUCAACAACAACAAGAAUUACAAAAUGCUGUUGCAAAAUUGUUGGGUCAAAAUUUUCCCGGUUCUUCUACUCCAACAAGUCAAACAAUUCUACAAGCAUCAACACCUAAUCUACAAAAUUUUCAACAAAAUUUACAACCUAGUCCAUCUCCGAAUUAUGCAGCACUUUUACAACAACAACAACAAUUUGAGCAAUUACAAUCUCAAUUGGCUUCCGCCAUUGCUGCUCAACAGCAACAACAGCAACGCAUUCCCAAUGCUGCAUUAUCUGUUAAUAUUCAAACUGCGCUUGCUGCAGCUGCUUCUGUUGGAAAUAAUGAACUCCUCCAUUCUCCUUCAAAUCCACAAUCAGCAAAUCAAUUAACAGCAGCUCAACAACAACAACUUCAAAGUUUACCACCAGAGUUGCUCUAUCAGGCUGCUUUGUUGGCUGCAGCACAAUUAGGGUUAUUUUUGUAUUGA